AUGGUCCACACGGCAACCUUCGAUGAGACUACCAACACUAUUAGCGAGCAACUGGACUCUUAUGCGACGUCCGCCAAACUUGUGCAAGAAUCUGAGCAGUUGCAAAUGAUUCUUCAAGCGAUCCUGGCGCUUAUAAAUUAUCUGAACGGCUCCUCGCCUGGUGAAAAGGUCGUCGGCGGGUUUUGCACCAGCCAGCUGGCUGAGGUAUGUUCGGCUCAGCUCUCCGAUGGCUCAUCUGUACUUCAAACAGUGACAGCUUUCAUACGAGAUCGAGCGCCAGAGCGCCGUACGCUUCAGAUGCAGCUGACCUCGUUGAACCUCUCAGUUCUACAGCCAAAGGUACCGAAACUCAGCAUACCUUUUCUCUCCAUCUACGAAGCGCUGUUGCGGUUGGACGAGGGCAACCAGCGGGUUCAAAUGGAGUUAGAGCAGCUUGACUUCGAGCAUCCGGUGUUGGCGGUUCGCCUCGGUGAAAUGCGCCGUCGAUUGGAGGAAAUGGCUGAGAAACUAAUUCGUGUCAAGGACCAAGUGCUGAUGAUGCUUUCGUACAUGGGCGAAGCACUACCUCGUACUGAAUCCGAGUUCCGUCCUGAAGUCUACUUGUCGAAACUGUGCGAUUUCCUCAUCUCGUUACGCCUUCAGAACGAGUUGGACGUCGAGGUGGAGAACUGA
Molecule: messenger RNA, 672 nt
Organism: Cooperia oncophora
Lineage: Eukaryota; Metazoa; Nematoda; Chromadorea; Rhabditida; Trichostrongylidae
Source: the annotation of a GenBank genome assembly